This is a messenger RNA of Pneumocystis murina B123, 612 nucleotides long. Its product is annotated as GTP-binding protein rho3. Lineage: Eukaryota; Fungi; Ascomycota; Pneumocystomycetes; Pneumocystales; Pneumocystaceae. Gene Ontology annotation, biological process: small GTPase-mediated signal transduction. Bases 1 to 612 code for a protein of 203 amino acids. Gene Ontology annotation, molecular function: GTPase activity; GTP binding. The transcript is spliced from 6 exons. The record is from RefSeq and is a predicted model, not a curated record.
AUGGUCUUUUGUUUAUCUUCACCCAAAGCAUUACACCGAAAAAUUGUAAUUUUAGGUGACGGAGCUUGUGGGAAAACAUCAUUAUUAAACGUUUUUACUCGCGGGUAUUUUCCUCAAAUUUAUGAGCCAACAGUAUUUGAAAAUUAUGUACAUGACAUAUAUGUGGAUGGCCAACAAAUUGAACUUAGCCUUUGGGAUACUGCAGGACAAGAAGAAUUUGACAGAUUACGUUCACUUUCAUACGCUGAUACACAUGUGAUUAUGAUAUGUUUUUCAGUUGACUCACGUGGUUCGCUUGAAAAUGUUCAAUCAAAAUGGGUGGCAGAAAUUGCAAGUCAUUGUGAGGGCGUCAAACUUGUCCUCGUUGCACUUAAAUGUGAUUUACGCGAAUUAGAAGAUGAAAUUGCAUAUAAUGAUCGGGGAAUGAAUGAUCAGCAUCGAUAUAUUCAAUAUGAAGAAGGAUUAUCUGUUGCAAAAUUUAUUCGCGCAGUACGAUAUUUAGGUGUUAACGAAGCUUUUACUGAAGCAGCACGUGUUGCCAUUGCUGCAAAACCUAAGGGAGCAUCUGCAGAUGACAGAUCAUAUCGUCAACGGAAUUGUGAUAUCAUGUAA